GCCUGCUGUUCAGUUCAAUCCCCACCGCGCGACACUCGGUCCCAUUUCGGUGGCCUCGGCGCGCAGGGUCUCAUGGCCGCCUCAGCGCUCGUCCCAGCCGCGACGAGCUUCCUCGCGGAUGUCGGGCAGCUUCUCAACGUCGUGCAAGGGGGAAGUGUGAGCGGAGACCUCGUGCCCGUCGAAGUCUCCCUCGGACAGCCAGAGACUCUGCUUCCCAUGGCGCUGGCCACCACGAUGGCCUUCUUCUACCUCCAGGCCAUCGAGGCCGUGGGCAGCGCGGCGGCGGCCGCGCUCCGAGUUGGCAGCGACCUGGACCCGCGGAGGCGGCCGAGGAAGCGCGAGAGGUUCUGCACCGCGUGGGGCGAGGCGGUGUAUUUUGCGGUCCAGAUCUUCGUGAACUACCGCCUUUUCAGCGGCGCCAGCUGGUUCUGGCCCUCCGGCUGGGAGGCCCUGAUGGCGGACGCUGGCACGGCAGUGCCCACGGGUGGCGCGGCGGCGCCGCCGUACCACUGCGCCCGCGAGAUGCGGACCUAUUACGUGCUCGAGUUCGGUUGGUACUCGAUGUGCCUGGUUGUGCUCUUCUUCAAGAGGCGCAGGUCUGACUUUCUCGAGAUGCUCGCGCACCACGUCAUCACCUCAGUGCUGAUAUUUACGUCCUAUUCCUGCGGCUACCUUCGCAUCGGCAUCGUCGUGAUGAACCUGCACAACCUGUUUGACCCGUUCCUGAACGUUGCGAAGUGCUGCCACUACGCCUUCAAGGGCCCGCUGCACGCCCUCGCCGACGUCAGUUUCGGGCUCGGCGCGGUGGUGUUCCUGGCCUCCAGGUUGGUCUUGUACCCAGUCGUGAUCUAUCACGCUUGGUUCUACACCAUUGCAUUUCCCGGGGCGGACCCCAUCUGGGAUGCCACUGUCGAUCAAUGGGCCUGCAAGAUGCUGCUGUGCAUGCUCUAUCCUAUCCAUCGCGGGUUCACCUGUUCUGGUUCUUCCUCAUCCUCAAGGUUGCGAAGAAGGCUCUCGUGGGCGGCACCGUGCAGAACGAUGAGCGUUCCGACAGCGAGAGCGAGGACGAGGAGCCGGACGCCAGCACGGGCAAGCAAGCGGGACAGGGCGAGUGCGCAAGCAAGAAGAAGAAGUAGACAUCGAUCUCUCUCGAAGGCCUCCUUCUCGGGCUGCCUCCCACUUCUGUUACUCCAUCAUCCGCCGUAG
Prorocentrum cordatum is the source of this 1206-nucleotide messenger RNA. The record is from the annotation of a GenBank genome assembly. NCBI's taxonomy places the organism in Eukaryota, Dinophyceae, Prorocentrales, Prorocentraceae.